UUUCACUCCUCAGGUAGGUUUUAUUAAAGCAGUCCUCUUCAUUUGUUGGCUUUCUCAUGCUUUAUUAUUUUAUCUUUAUGUUACUGGUUUUAUAUGCAGUUUUCUUGAAAUCGAGUUCAUCUUGCGUUGCUUUCAGCCUUUCAGUGUUUUGUUAAGUAAUGCUUCUUUUCUAUUUCGAAUUUCUGAAGAACAAAAACUCUGCCAUAUUUCAUUGUUUGAUUUUGUACUUUUAAGUUUUGCUUUUGUGAAUUCAUUUGUGAGAAGGUUAACCUCAUUAAGGUGUGAUGCAUAUUUUGGCUGCCUGACUGCAUCCUAUUACAGAUUCUUUAUUCAUGAUAGAUGAAAGCUGAUUGGACAAGUAGGAGCUUUGCAGCUGGUUCUAGGGCUUUAGAGGUGGAUGAGAAAUCUGGGUGGAAUUAUAGUUAUAUUUAAUAGAGCUGACUUGUAAAUACAGGGAGGGGUGGAGCUCUACUCUUCAAAUUGAUACUGAAAUAAUGGUUCAAUGUUAAUGUCAGUUCUUUUACAUGUUUGGAGCUUUUUGGACAAAAUGCAUCAUUGGAGCUUGUGCGGCACUAUUCACAACAAGGAUUGCUCUCUUGGUUUGCAUCCAUAGUUUUGAACAAUUUCAUAUAACAAGCUUGGAUAUUUAGUUUCAAGAGUUGUAUUACUUUGGUACAAUCAGCUAAUAGGGAAUGCAGAGAUUGUUAUGAUUUUCAAGAAUCUGUUCUUUAUGGCAGAUUAUAUAACUGACUUGGGCAGACAUGAGUGGUCGGGCAGGCUGCACCAUAUAUGUUGGCAACCUUCCUAUAGAUGUACGCCAACAUGAAAUUGAAGAUUUGUUUUUAAAGUAUGGCCAUAUAGUCAGAGUUGAACUGAAGGCUCCACCUCGAAAACGAGGUUAUUGUUUCAUUGAGUUUGAAAGUUCUCUGGAUGCUGAAGAUGCAAUCAAGGGUCGUAAUAGAUAUGAAUUUGCUGGUUGUCAUUUGAAGGUUGAGCCUGCCCGUGAAGGUGGAAGGUUCUCAUCUUUUGUUGAUCAAAGCAGUCGCUAUGGGGCCUCAUACCGUUCUGAGUACAGAGUUGUGGUCAGUGGAUUGCCUUCUUCAGCUUCAUGGCGAGAUUUGAAGGAUUAUAUGAGAAAGGCUGGGGAUGUCUGCUUUGCUGAAGUCUUCCAAAAUGUUCAUGGAGCUAUGGGUAUUGUUCACUACACUAGCUAUGAUGAUAUGAAAUAUGCUGUUUGCAAGCUUGAUAGAACUGAAUUUAGAAAUCCUUUUGCAAAAUCCUAUAUUCGGGUGAAAAUAUCUGAGGGAAGUAUGUCAAGGAGGGCAAACCGAAGUACAACCCCUAGAAGAAGUCGCAGUAGAAGCAGGCGUAGAAGGUCUGUGUCUCGUAGAGUUCAUCACGGCACAUCUCGUCCACAGCAUGCCUCGUGUUUUCCUAAUAAUAAGCGGUAACUACAUAACAAUAUCCUAUGGACUUGCCCUCUUGCUGCAAGCCAUUAAUUAUAGAGCUUGAAAUUGAAAAGAGUAGAACAAUACUGAUGAAUUUACUGAUACCAUUAUUUUCCAUUCUUGUCUUGAAAUUCAAUCUUAGCAUUAUCUUUCCAUGGUUUCCCUUUGUCUCAAUAAUAGUGGCAAAACAGCACAACUCAUGUGUUGGCCAUUCCUCUAUUCAUU
This is a messenger RNA of Dendrobium catenatum, 1673 nucleotides long. RefSeq names its product serine/arginine-rich splicing factor SR34A. Lineage: Eukaryota; Viridiplantae; Streptophyta; Magnoliopsida; Asparagales; Orchidaceae. Gene Ontology annotation, cellular component: cytoplasm; nucleus; ribonucleoprotein complex. The transcript is spliced from 10 exons. The coding region runs from base 762 to 1451 and encodes 229 amino acids. Gene Ontology annotation, molecular function: mRNA binding. The record is from RefSeq and is a predicted model, not a curated record.